AUGUCAGUGGCUGCCUACUGUAUAUUUUGCUAUAGACGAAUAGGAACUUCUGGUCCAGCUACCAAAGCACAUAUACCAUGGAAUGAUAUCAGAAAAAUUGCAAAGAUAACUGGAUCAUUUAUGCUAGGAGGUUUUGUAUUCAUUACAUAUGAAGUCCUGUCCUUAAAGAAGUUACUGCAAAUUGAUACUCAAGCUAUACAGCAAGAAAAGCUUAAAUCCUAUGUAUACGUACGUACAGCUUCUCUAAAUACAAGUGAAUAUCAAGGGAUCACAUACCGAGCCAGAAAAGAAAUCCAUAAAGCUGUGAGGAAAAUUCUAGAAACAGAAGCUAAAAUUUUUCGGAGACCUUUUAAUGAACAAUUUAGUACAUUUGAUGGAGAAGAUCACGAAUGUGCCUUAUGGCUGCUCUUAAAGAGAAGUCAGUCAGAAGACAAAGAGGUCCGACUGCAGGCUGUACAAGACCUGGCAAACAACAGUCACUGGCAUGAUUAUCAGUAUGGUACAGUUGCCCAAACUUGUGAUCAAAGGACUGCUAUAGGUUUGGCUCGAUCAAAAGACAUUGACCUUCGCUUUUUCCUGCCUCCACCACCACUGCCAAAAAUCAAGAAUGAUUAUCCCAUAGAAGAUGAACUUCGCUUGUUGUUAGUAUCUUUACCUCAGACUGGUCUUGAUCCAUGUGUCCAGUACUUCACAUCUCUUGCCUUACGUGAAAGUAGUCAGACUCUUGCUGCACAAAGGGGAGGCUUAUGGUGUUUUGGAGGAAAUGGACUUCCAUAUUGUGAGACAUUGAGUAAAAUCCCUUCAGAAACUGUGGAACUCUUCUGCUUGCAAGCUUUAGUACAACAUUCUAAGGUUUCUUCUCACUGUGAUAAAAUUGAAGCUAAGGGAGGCCUUCAGCUACUGCAGAGGAUAUACCAGCUACGUAAAGAUUCAGCAAAAAUCCAAAGGAACAUCAUUCGCAUUAUUGGAAACAUGGCGUUGGAUGAGCGUCUCCAUGCAUCCAUAGUACGUGCAGGUUGGGUUUCCGUACUUGCUGAAGCAAUGAAAUCCCCACAUGUCAUUCAGUCUUCUCAUGCCUCCAGAGCUCUGGCUAAUCUAGACAGGGAGACAGUGCAAGAAAAGUAUCCAGAUGGUGUUUAUGUCCUGCAUCCACAAUAUCGUAGCAGUCAGCCCAUCAGAGCAGACAUCCUUUUUGUUCAUGGUCUUUUGGGAGCAGCAUUUAAAACCUGGCGACAGCAAGACAUUGACCAGCAUUUGGAUAAAAAAGCAUCAGAAGGGGAAGAGGACUACAGCCAGUGCUGGCCAAAGACAUGGCUGGGUUCAGACUGUCCUGCCCUUAGAAUCAUAUCUGUGGAAUAUGACACCCAUUUGAGUGACUGGAAAGUGAAAUGUCCUGUUGAGGCUCACAGGAAGUCUAUUGCUUACAGGAGCAAUGAACUUCUUGACAAGCUCAGAGCUGCUGGGAUUGGAGACAGACCUGUGGUGUGGGUAUCACAUAGCAUGGGUGGUCUUCUAGUCAAAAAGAUGCUGGUGGAUGCUUCCAAGAAUCCAGAAAUGGAUAAAAUUGUAAACAACACCAGAGGAAUCAUAUUUUAUAGCGUACCUCAUCAUGGCUCCCAGCUGGCAGAAUAUUCUAUAAAUGCCAGAUAUCUUCUGUUCCCGUCUGUGGAGGUUAAAGAGCUCAGCAAGGAUUCUCCUUCCCUUAAAGAGCUGAACGAUGACUUCCUGUCUUUUGCCAAAGAUAAAAAAUUUUCAGUGCUGAGCUUCGCAGAAACGUUACCAACACACAUAGGCAGCAUGCUCAAACUGCACGUUGUACCUCUGGAGUCAGCAGAGUUAGGAAUUGGAGAACUUAUCCCAGUGGAUGUUAAUCAUCUAAAUAUUUGUAAGCCAGAGAAGAAAGAUGCUUUCCUCUACCAACGUACAUUGAAGUUCAUCAGAGAUGUUCUAGCCCAAGAACUUGGAGACUGAGUUUUUGCUAUCCUUGCCUAAUUAUUUCUUCCAUUUGGUGUAACACAGUAAGUUCUUUUCCUAACAUUUGUUAGGGGAUAUGCAGAAGUACAAGAUGCUAUGUCAAUAGUAGCUGUUACUAAAAGUUUUUGUACCUCUCCAACUUGUAAAAUAUAUUCAAAACAAAUACAAACUGAAGUCCUUUAAACUUGGCAAAAAGUAAAUAUGUGUUGCUUAGAGUGACCAUGAUCUGUCAAUAAAAUGAGUGCCAAUUCCUCUUCCAAUUCAGUGGAAGAGAAGUUUCACUUAGUCAUUUGGAGCAGCACAGCUAGACUCUACCGAGAGUGACCCAGAUUAUAUCCUUGUGGCCAAAGAAAACAAGAGAGGCAUACUCUGAA
Messenger RNA from Indicator indicator, 2348 nucleotides. RefSeq names its product serine active site containing 1 (gene SERAC1). Bases 1 to 1971 code for a protein of 656 amino acids. Lineage: Eukaryota; Metazoa; Chordata; Aves; Piciformes; Indicatoridae. The record is from RefSeq and is a predicted model, not a curated record. The transcript is spliced from 16 exons.